Schistosoma spindalis is the source of this 1260-nucleotide messenger RNA. Lineage: Eukaryota; Metazoa; Platyhelminthes; Trematoda; Strigeidida; Schistosomatidae. The record is from the annotation of a GenBank genome assembly.
AUGCUAUUUGCUGAAGCCGUUGAUAAUAGCAAAAGUCUUGAUGUUACCUAUUGCCGUAUCAAAGAGACAGGGUCGUGUCACAUUAAUGUGUACUCGGAUACUAUUGAGAUUCAGAAUGCCAGUAAAACUCAUCAAGUGACACUAAAUGGAUUGAAUAUAUCGUGUAUGACAUGCAGGAAUCUUUGCCAAGUUAAUGACAGUACUUUGUCGUGCAGAUUUAAUGCGUCGUAUAGCAGUCAGACAUGUGACAACGUAACUAAAUUAGGUAGAGUUAUGAGUAACUUUACUGCAGCCGAUUCCAUUCUUUGCAAAUUUUGCCAACAGAAGUUAGGAAAUAUGAAAGAUGUUACUUGUACUAUUAACUUCCAGAAAUUUAUCACUCUCGAGGAGGAAGGUUUAUGUAUUGAAGAUGGCUACUUCUGUCAUCCAACUACCAAGAUCACUGAGGCCUUGGCUAAAAACUCCGUAAAUACGCAGACUUUCCCAGUUAAUUUAGAUUCGGUUUCUCCAUCUAACUGUUUGUUUACUGGUUUAGAACUAAUGAUAGAUCGUUCGUUGCUUGAACUACAUUCCAUCCAGUCUAAAGGAAACGAUUUCUUUCAUUGUUCUAGUUGCUUAAUGGCUUUGGGGAAAAAAGUCUUGUAUGGCUCUCAAGAAUACUUUGUAUUUUGGGCUAAUUGUUUAAGUUUACUAAUUAGAGAAAAUGAUAUUGAUGGUGAUUUUAUUGGUUAUGUUGAAAAGCCAUUAAUAGCUGAUGAAAUGGAAUUUUAUGCCCUUCUAGUUGAAAAUUUAAUCAAAAAUGCUCAAUAUCGUGUUAUUUUAUCAGCUAUCACGUGGGAUGGACUUUUAGACUUUAUGUUACUUUGGUUACCUGACCAAAAAAUAAGAUUAUAUACAACUGCUUUACAAGAUUGUACUUCACCUACAAUUGAUGUAAAUGAGAGUUCAUUAGGAAAGGAUGAACAAAACACUGUACAUUCUGUGAAAAUUGAACCGAUCGCUUGUCGUCGUGUAUUUUAUCAACAACUUUUACCGAAUAAUAAUUGUUCAUUGAAUACAGCACAGUUGGUUGAUUCAUGGAGGAAAGAUUUCGGAGUCACAUUAAUUCAUAUUCCGUGGGAAACGUGCAUUGGAUUCUCAGCGUGCCUAAGUCAGUUUUCUUCAAGAAUAGCACCACACACACGGAAAUUAGAUGGACCGAUGACGGGAUUCAUUUCAGGUGCCGUUCCACUGAUUCACUUACCUGACGAUUUGGCGUAA